Pectinophora gossypiella (pink bollworm) is the source of this 2471-nucleotide messenger RNA. Its product is annotated as retinol dehydrogenase 12-like. The transcript is spliced from 5 exons. Bases 236 to 1210 code for a protein of 324 amino acids. The record is from RefSeq and is a predicted model, not a curated record. Lineage: Eukaryota; Metazoa; Arthropoda; Insecta; Lepidoptera; Gelechiidae.
GCGUUUGUAUGUUAGUUUAGUCAAGUUAGCGGCCUCAAUACGACGUAGCGGUCGUCAUAAAUACAUAAUAUCAAUACUUCAUAUUCGCAUUAAUUUAAAAAACACGUUAACCGAUAGAUAAAACUUUUAAAAACUUUCUCUAUUUCAUUUAAAAUUAAAGGGGGGAUAAAAAGUGUUAGGCACCGCAGUGACGACUUAGCGCGAGCCUAUAGUGGUUGUAUAGCAGAUAUACAAGAUGGAUUACCUGAGUGGGUGGUGCAAAAGUCACCGGCGUCUGGAGGGGCUCACGGCCAUAGUGACGGGAUGUAACACCGGUAUCGGCAAAGAGACCGUGCGAGACCUCUAUUUGAGAGGUGCACGAGUAAUAAUGGCAUGUAGAGACAUCACCAGAGCCAAUGAGGCUAAAGAAGACAUCGAGCAAACGAAAUCUACCGACAAAAGGGGGAUUCUUGUAGUGGAAAAGUUAGACCUUUCCAGUUUGAAGUCUGUCCGCGCAUUUGCUGCUAAAAUGCUGGCAUUUGAAUCGAAAAUCAAUAUUCUGGUUAAUAAUGCCGGGGUAAUGUGUUGUGCUGAAGGCAAGACGGAAGACGGGUUUGAAACCCACAUCGGGACUAAUCAUUUUGGACAUGCUCUUCUUACACUUCUGCUUCUUCCGAGAAUCACCGCUAGUGCUCCGUCCAGGAUAGUGUUUGUUUCAUCGUAUUUACACAUGAGUUUUUCAGGAGGCGAUUUAGAUUUUGACAAUAUUAACUUUGAGAAGACACCUUAUGAUCCUAUCAAGGCGUAUGCUAGAAGCAAAGCGGCAAACGUCGUUUACGCUAGAGUUCUAGCACAGAAGCUAAAGGAGAGCGGCAUAACAGACGUCACAACAUACAGCCUGCACCCGGGGGUGAUCAACACGGAGAUAGGCCGCCACUUCAGUGAUACUGUGUGGAACGGAGCAACGUGGGCCUUCCGCAACAUCAUCUACUGGUUCGCGAAGUCCCCCCGCUGCGGCGCCCAGACAACCAUCUACUGCGCCGUAGAUGACGCUUGCGCCGAUCAGAGCGGUCUUUAUUACUGUGACUGCGCACCAUCGACGCCUUCGAAGCACACUCAAGACGAUGGUGUAGGAGAGAAGUUGUGGAACUUGACCAUAGACUCACUGAAGUUGAAGAAUUAUGACCCUUUCGGUAAAGUUGAUCCGCCGAAAGAUUUGUUGGUAGAGUGAGUAGGAAGGAAAGGGAUGUACACUACUACGCGACAAGGUGUCUGCCUGGUAGGCACCAGACUACAGACCUAGAAGGUGCUGCUAUUGCAGCUUACAAAUUAUUAUUUGUAGGAGUUUAAGAUAAACGUGAUAAGUAUAUGAUUUGUUAUUUACUUAAACUAGAUUAAUAUUUUAUUAUAUCUACUUACUAUUAUAGAUAUAAAGUACUUACAUAUGCCUGUGCCAGGAGACUCCGCUCCUUCAUAGCAGAGUUUCAUCAUCAUCAUCAAUUUAAGAGCCACGCUCUUGUCGGUGUAGCAUUUUCCGAAUACUCUCCAUGCUACUUUUUAGGGAAAAAUAGGGCAGUGGUUUCCCUCUUGCCUUCCGCCCCGCAGUACUCUGUCUGACGCGAGUGGGAUGGCGCCCAGAGUAGGUAGUCUAUUACAAAGCCAUACUAGGACUCCUGUCCUCUGCCUCUGAAUAGUACUGACAGUUACUGCUGCCCUCUGUCAGGUCAGCAGAGUUUAUACAAAUAAAAAAAAUAACUAUAAGCAGUUACUAUGACAGAGUAAGGUGGCGCGACUGGAGCAAGGACCAGUGUCGUAGCUUCCCUUUAUUGUGGCUUCUUUUUAAGCGCUUUAUUAUAUUUUUUAAACAAUAAAUACACUUUAUUAUUGUUAUAAUAAAAUUGAAUUGCAUAUUAUUGUCAUAAAAACCUGCUUGCGCAUAAACUGAUGUCGGUAAAAGGCAUGUCGGCAUAUUUUAGAAGAUUUGAUUUGGUGAUAUUUUAUGGUGGUAUUUUAUAUUUAUUGGCUAAAGCUGCGUAGCCUAUCAUAUGUUACUUGUUGCAUAUAUUAUGCAUGGAUAUGUACGUUUAACUAUUUGGCACCUACUAUUGAUUGACCAACCGUUGUUUUACGAGCAUUCCACGUCUCAUAGGGCGGGAUAGGAACAUAAAAAAACCUUAGAACGUUAAAUGCUAAUUUAUCACGGAUAACUCAUGUAAGCAGACUAGUAGCUAGCCAAUAUACUUAUUCAAUAUUAUUGAUUUGCCAUGCUAGAAGGUUUUUAUGUUAUUAUACAUAGUUAUAAUAAAUAACGGUAUCUUGCAAAGUAAUCACAUAAACAUACAACAGUCUAGCUACUAGCUGCUUUCAUCGUAAGGUUGCCUGGCAGAAAUUGCUGUUUAGCAAUAAGGCCGUCUAUUGUGCUUAUUUUUAUUCGUAUGUAUAAUAUGUCUUGUGUAUAUGUUUUGUACAAUAAAGAAUUAUUGAUUGAUUAA